AUGCAAAAUAAGGAAAAAUCCCACCCCAACCUCAAAUACCUCAGCAGAGAAAAAGUAGGAGCCUACACUGGAAACAACAAUACAAAUACAAAUAUAAAUCAAUAUAAUAAUAAUAUUGGUAGUUCUUUUAAAACUAAAGCUAUACCAACCAUAACCAAUCCAAUCUUAAAACCUGGGCAAAAUAAAAAUCCUUUACAAAAACCCAGUUUACCUUCAAAAAUAUCACCCCAACCAAUACAACCAAUACAACAACAACAACAACUACAACAACCUAAACAACUACAGCUUCCACAACCUACUGAUAUAUCGCAACAGCUUCCGCAGCAAAACUAUCAAUUUUCCUCACCCAUAAAUCAAUUAGAUGGUGAUUCUCACCAAAACUUUUUUAUUCAAACCCCAUCAAAAAAUACAUCACCACAUAUUACAUCACAAAAUUUAUUCCCAUCUGCGCCACAACAACCAAUGACUAAUAUUAAAGCAACCUUUCCACCACCCAAAACUAAUAAAACCCCACCAACAAGUAAACAGCAAUCUUUUAACCAAUCAUAUCAGCAAUUACCUCAACCAACGUAUCAAAAACAAAACGUGGUACCAUUUACAGACCAAGAUAAUGAUUGUAUGAUGGAUAAUUUUAUCUCAGAUAGUGAUUUUCUCGAAGCCUUUAAACCCCCACCACAACCAGCUUUAUCAAAUAUUAAAAAUCAAAGUAAUAAUAAUAAAAACAAUUUAAAUAUUUUAAAUAGUAGUAAUAAUAAUAACAGUAACAAUAGUAAUAACAGCAAUAUUAACAAUAAUAAUAACAAUAAUAAUUUAGCUGAAAAAUAUGAACUGCAAAUAAACCAAUUAAAAGCAAGUUUGGUAAAUAAAGAAAAGGAGUACAAAGAACUAUUAGAAAAACAAAAUUUAAUCGAAAGAGAAAGAGAACAGGAACGAAAAAAGGAAAAAGAAAAAGAACAUGAAAGAGAACUGGAAAGAGAAAGAGAAAGACACAGAGAACUAGAAAGAGAUAAAGAAAGACAAAAAGAACGUGAAAAAGAAGCAGAAAGAGAGAAAGAGAAAAAGCUUGAAAAGAGAAAAGCCGAAAUUGAUAUUCAAUCUGAAAAUGCCAAGAAAUUAAAAUCAGAGUCAUUAAUAAAUGUCCAAAACAAUAUUCAAAAAGAAAAGAUUAUACUGGAUGAAAUCAUGGAUGAUAUCUCUAUACUAAACCCAUUUUUUAAACCAAAACCAACAUUCAAUAAAGAAUUACAUGCAAUUACUAAAAAAAAAGCAAUGAUGAACGAGCAAAGAUUACAAAUAUUACAGUUAUUUUCUUUUAAAAAUGGUUCUGUUCCAAGUAUAAUAUAUCUACUCCCCUCAAACUUUAACUCACCGUUUAUACAAAGUAAUCAUGGUUUAUUUCCAAACCCAACUCCAUUACUUUUAGGCGGAAAUAGUGGCGGUAUCUCUGCACCACAAAUAAAACCAUCUGCAACCUCACAAACCCCAUCAUCAAAACAACAAAAAUCAAAGCCCCAACCCCAAAUCCAACCUCAACCUCAACCUCAACCUCAACAGCAACCUCAACAACAGCAACAGCAACAGCAACCACAAGAAAAACAAAGCCAACAACCACCGCCACUCCCACAACAAAAACUUCCAAAACCUGAAAUGAUUAACGAUCAAAGAUCCCAUCCAAAUGAUUUAGUUUAUAACAAAACCCCAUUCUUAGUACCCACACCAUCUAAUAAUACUCAAAGGGCAACGCAAACCCAAAGAUCAAAAUCUAAUUUAGAACCAAUGUUUCAAUCAAUAGUUUUACCACCACAAUUUUGUGAAGAUCUUUCACAAAACAUCUCAAAUGUAUUAUCGUUACAAAGACCAUGCUGCAGUCUAUUUAAAUCGUUGCUCCCAUUUUUAAAACUAAACUCAGUACCACCAAUAGAAAAAGCAUUAGAUGUAAUAAUAACAUUAUUAAUAAACAGUGAUGAAUGCUUAAAUUUUUUCGUUUCAGAUCUUUCAAAUACAAAAUUUCAGUCAUCCUCUUUAUCACAAAUAACAUCAACAUUAAUUUCACAGCAACCAAUAAAUACACAACCUAAUCAAAACCCUAACCUACCAUCAACUACACCUAAUAAACCACACUACCUAACACUACCAAAUAACCAAACUGCCAAUUUGUAUCCAAUUCCAAACUUGGUUCAAAAUCCAAGAAUAUUUUCACUUUCACCCAUAACAAAUAUAAUUAGCAAUAAUAAUAAUAAUAAUAAUGAUAACAAUAAUAAAUUAAAAGAAAAGGAUAAUAAGGAAAUAGAAAUUGUAACACUAUCAAAUAAUGUAAAUAUAUCAUCAAACUCACCACAUCAUGAAGAUACCCAAAUUAUAAAAUAUUUAAUUGAAAAUUUUAAUAAUAUUUUAAACUUAGUUGGUAAUAAUAAGAGUAGUAAAAUUAUAGAUAAUAUAUUGACAUUGUUCAUAUUGGUUAUUGAUAAUAUUUUAUCAACCCAACCACCACAACCAAUUUAUCAACAAAAACAGCAUCAACUAAAAUCUAAUAUAUUCUCAAUUGAUAAUCCAAUUUUAGUAUUACAAAAAUUUGAUAGUGUAUUACAGCAACCAAUUAUUGUACAGAUGUUUUCAAAUAGCACAACAAUCGAACAAAAAACCCUGUUUAUCGAAUUUAUUGAAAGAUUUUUAGGGCAAUCCGAUCUUGUAACCUUAUUGAUAGCAGGUGGUGGAGAAGAUGUUAAUGGGUUCUUUGUUAAGGCAGCUAUAUGUUUAGGUUUACCAAUAUCAAAUAGUCAACAAUGUUUAAAACUAAUAUCCUUAAAGUUAAAGAUUGUCAAACUACUGGCCAAAGCAGUGAUGAUUUACAAGAAACUUAUUGGAGCAUUAUUUAGAGAUAUAAUAUUCCAAGCAGGUAUAAUGUUAAUUUCGGAUAUAUUUAAUAAUGCAUUGGAUUUAAAUCUCUUUGAAGAGAAUGAACAACAAAAACAAAGUACAACCCUAAUCAAAGAAACUUUAAAACUCAUAUAUUCUUGGUUCAACAAAUUUACAGAGAACAUCAGCUUAAAAGGUUCCGAAAAAGAAAUUGAUCUCUUAAAAGCUACAACACUUCGUAUUUCAAAAUAUAAUCAUAUCAACUCUUUAAUAGAAUCAAUUUUGCUCUGUGAAAAUUUAGUAGAAUUUAUUGACUCUUGCGAAACUCAAAUAAAUCAACAAACAAAUACCUCAACGGAUCAAAGUACAAACGAAUCUGAUAACAGUUCGCCCGAAUCAAAUAAUUUUAGAAAAAAAUAA
Dictyostelium purpureum is the source of this 3276-nucleotide messenger RNA. RefSeq lists its product as uncharacterized. The record is from RefSeq and is a predicted model, not a curated record. The transcript is spliced from 2 exons. The coding region runs from base 1 to 3276 and encodes 1091 amino acids. NCBI's taxonomy places the organism in Eukaryota, Evosea, Eumycetozoa, Dictyosteliales, Dictyosteliaceae.